Molecule: messenger RNA, 624 nt
Organism: Fulvia fulva
Lineage: Eukaryota; Fungi; Ascomycota; Dothideomycetes; Mycosphaerellales; Mycosphaerellaceae
Product: Dynactin subunit 5
Exons: 2
Coding region: 1-624 (207 amino acids)
Source: RefSeq, a predicted model, not a curated record
AUGUCUUCGCGCCCAGCAGCUAGCGUGCGCCGCUCCACCAAGACGGAGUAUAUCGAGACCGACACGGGUAACAAGAUCUCACGUCGAGCUCACAUCGACGGCAAGCAGAAUAUCAUGCUUGGUGGCAGGACGGUCAUCAUGGCCGACGUGCACAUGCGAGGCGAUCUGUGCCGACUGCCAGAGCCCGCACCCGAAGGAGAAAAGCCAAAGACACCCCCCACAGCCAUCAGCAUUGGCAAGGCAUCAGUCAUGUCCACUAAUGUUGUUCUACAUCCGCCCAUGAGGAUACACCAUGGGCAAACGACUUACUAUCCAAUUCGCAUCGGUGACAAUGUCUUCGUUGGGCAGGGUACCUACAUAUCAUCGGCGGUCAUUUACUCGCACGUCCACAUUGGUGCCAACUGCGUCCUUGGACCCUUCAGCCUAGUCAAAGAGAGCUCCAAGAUAUUGGCCAACACCGUCGUUCCUGCUAAUAUGGUCAUACCCGCCGGAGCUAUCGUAGCUGGCCGACCCGCACGCAUUGUUGGCGAGGUCGGUGAUGGCUUUGGUCAGGGGGGCGGCGCUGAAGUGGAAGAGUGGGUCGAAGGUGGUGAUCUUCGUCCGCUUGUCAGAGCAAUCAAAUGA